Miniopterus natalensis is the source of this 2364-nucleotide messenger RNA. RefSeq names its product hydroxymethylbilane synthase (gene HMBS). Lineage: Eukaryota; Metazoa; Chordata; Mammalia; Chiroptera; Miniopteridae. The record is from RefSeq and is a predicted model, not a curated record. Gene Ontology annotation, cellular component: cytoplasm. Gene Ontology annotation, biological process: heme biosynthetic process. Gene Ontology annotation, molecular function: hydroxymethylbilane synthase activity.
UGGACUGCGGGUGGGAAGCCCUCUGCCCACUAUUGGCCGUGCGCCCUGGACAAGCCGCUUCACCCUCGGAGUCGGCCGACACGGCCCCAAAGGUGCCUGCCCUGGCUACCCGAUAGGUGGCUAUGAAGAUUAAACGGUAGCUCCAGCGUAUACAUGCUAAAUAAAGAAGUUGUAGUGGAACAAUUUGACUUAAAUAUGCUCUGCAGCGUCAAUGAAAUUAAGGGAUUGUUGGGACCUAGCAGGACCUUACAGUCCUUUCUGUUGUCUCCCUGUGGCCCAGAAUUUUAGUGGCCAUGUGUAGCAUUACAGUCCUAGCCUAAUUUGCUCAGGUCCCCGAGGGUUUAUUUUUUAGAGAAUUGGUAGCAAUGGAAAAGACGAAUCCAAGAGCAACCAGCUGUCACCUCCUCAGAUGCCUGCCUGGCAAAAGAGCUCCAUGGGAUAAAGGUCGCAGAACAGGGAAGUUGAAAGUAUCUGCGCUGGCUACUGUCAGAUCUAGAAAGAAAUAGGACCUCACAUUGAAGAACCCAGUUCUACUUGCUUGGCACUGAACACCUUUGUCCUGGAAGGAGAAAGAGUUUUUUGAGUUCUUGGUUUGAUUUUUGGUGUCCCAAUAUUUCCUUGUUGGUGAAACCAGAGGCAGCAGCCUAAGUGAGUGCCUCUUAGUCUUAAAGAACAUCAAAGGCAGAAGAUACUUGGGUCCAAACCUCUUCAUUUUAUAGAUAAACAGAGGGAAACAGCCCAAAGAUGAGAGUGAUUCGAGUGGGUACUCGCAAGAGCCAGCUGGCUCGCAUACAGACGGACAGUGUGGUGGCAAUGCUGAAAGCCUUAAACCCAGGCCUGCAGUUUGAAAUCAUUGCUAUGUCCACCACAGGGGACAAGAUUCUUGAUACUGCACUCUCUAAGAUUGGAGAGAAGAGCCUAUUUACCAAGGAGCUGGAACACGCGUUGGAGAAGAAUGAAGUGGACCUGGUUGUUCACUCCCUGAAGGACCUGCCCACUGUGCUUCCUCCAGGCUUCACCAUUGGAGCCAUAUGCAAGCGAGAAAACCCCUAUGAUGCUGUUGUCUUUCACCCAAAAUUUGUUGGGAAGACUCUAGAAACCUUGCCAGAGAAGAGCGUGGUGGGAACCAGCUCCCUGCGGAGAGCAGCCCAGCUGCAGAGAAAGUUCCCACAUCUGGAGUUCAAGAGUAUUCGGGGAAACCUCAACACACGGCUUCAGAAGCUGGACGAGCUGCGGGAGUUCAGUGCCAUCAUCUUAGCCGCGGCUGGCCUGCAGCGCAUGGGCUGGCAGAACCGAGUGGGGCAGAUUCUGCACCCUGAGGAAUGCAUGUAUGCUGUGGGUCAGGGGGCCCUGGGUGUGGAAGUCCGAGCAAAGGACCAGGACAUCUUGGAUCUGGUGGGUGUGUUGCAUGAUCCUGAGACUCUGCUUUGCUGCAUUGCCGAACGGGCCUUCCUGAAGCACCUGGAAGGAGGCUGCAGCGUACCAGUAGCAGUGCACACAGCUAUUAAGGAUGGACAACUGUACCUGACUGGAGGAGUCUGGAGUCUGGAUGGCUCAGAUAGCAUGCAAGAGACCAUGCAGGCCACUAUCCAUGUCCCUGCCCAGCAUGAAGAUGGCCCUGAAGAUGAUCCACAGCUAGUGGGCAUUACUGCCCAGAACAUUCCACGAGUAGCCCAGCUGGCUGCCGAGAACCUGGGCAUCAGCCUGGCCAACUUGUUGCUGAACAAAGGAGCCAAGAACAUCUUGGACAUUGCACGGCAGCUUAAUGAUGCCCACUAACUGGUCUAUGGGGCACAGGUGCCUGGGUUGCUACUGUCCAGUGCCUGCAUCCCAGCCCUCAGUGCCCCAUUCUUGUUGCCAACUGGAUUGCCGCAGUCCAGGGGGUUGAACUGCAGGGUCAGCUUCCAGGGGCUGCCUUGUCUGUUCAGUAGGUGGGGCUUCAUCUCUACUGAGUCCAAGCCUUUGAGUAUAACCAACCUUACUAAUAAACCAGCUCUGCAGGUGUCUUUUGUUUUGGUGGAGUUGCAGGAAAGGACAAACACAAAACCCUUUAUUCCUUCAGAGGCUGGGAACUCUGUCCAAAGCUCUUCUGAACCCUCGUUUCUGCCUCAAUAGUUCUCAUUUCACCUCAAAACAAUAACUUAUGUCCCAGGGACACCCAAGAGCAAGCUAUAAUCUUAAAAUCCUAUACUUUGCUCUCUCCUGUUAACCAGUCUUCUAACUGGUAGUCCUCCCACUACAGUACCCUCAGGAGAACAGAGGGAUCUAAGUCAUCCAUCCUACAACACUUUGAGGCAAAAUGAAAACAGGACACGUUUUAAAAAAAUCCUUUAAUAAAAUCAGUCCAUCUGAAACUUCCCAAUA